Hevea brasiliensis (rubber tree) is the source of this 591-nucleotide messenger RNA. RefSeq lists its product as uncharacterized. NCBI's taxonomy places the organism in Eukaryota, Viridiplantae, Streptophyta, Magnoliopsida, Malpighiales, Euphorbiaceae. The coding region runs from base 1 to 591 and encodes 196 amino acids. The transcript is spliced from 2 exons. The record is from RefSeq and is a predicted model, not a curated record.
AUGAAUAUACUAGCUGCAUGUACAUUUGACUUGAGAUUUACUUAUGUGUUAUCUGGUUGGGAAGGAUCAGCUUCAGACUCAAGGAUACUAGAAAAUGCAUUAACUAGGGAAGAUAAAUUGAAAGUUCCUAAAGGUAAAUCUUAUCUAGUUGAUGUAGGGUAUCCUUUAAGGUCCAAAUUUAUCACUCCAUAUCGAAGUACUAGGUACCAUUUGAAAGAGUACUCUCGUUGUCAUCCAGAAAAUAUGAAAGAGCUCUUCAAUCUUCGACAUGCAUCACUACGCAAUGUGAUUGAAAGGGCAUUUGGAGUGCUAAAAAAGAGGUUCCCUAUCAUAACUAGUGGAUCAGAGGCAAAUUAUGAUGUUGAUACAAUUUCUGAAAUUGUUUUAGCAUGUUUCAUUUUGCAUAAUUUUCUUAUGUUGUAUGAUCUAGAUGAAGAUCUCUUACGUCAAGUUGACAAUGAAUUGAUGCAAAAUGACUUUGAAGCUAAUGAAAUUAGAUAUAAUAUUAGGGAUGCAGAUGCUCGACUAGGAGAGCAAAUAAGAAAUGACAUGGCUAUGUGCAUGUGGCAAGAUUAUAUGUCUAGAUCUUAA